Messenger RNA from Helianthus annuus (common sunflower), 645 nucleotides. RefSeq lists its product as uncharacterized. The transcript has a single exon. Bases 1 to 645 code for a protein of 214 amino acids. The record is from RefSeq and is a predicted model, not a curated record. Lineage: Eukaryota; Viridiplantae; Streptophyta; Magnoliopsida; Asterales; Asteraceae.
AUGGCCCUUUAUCUCAUGUUAUGUGAUUACAGCCCAUAUCAUGGCCCGGAUAGGUGGGUUUGGGGGCAUGAUAAUUCUGAAAACUUCACCGUGGCUAGUAUUAAACGAAUAGCGGAAUUGAUUGGAAGGGCUGUCCCGGAGUAUCAGUUCGUUUGGAAUAGUUAUGUCCCUAAAAAAGUUGGAAUUGUCCCUUGGAGAGCACUUUUGGAGCGGCUACCGACAAGGGUGGCGUUGACGGCUAGGAGUGUGAAUAUCGGUGACACCAGUUGCGUUCUCUGUGGCGAUUACGAAGAGACCAGUGAGCACCUGUUUGUAUCAUGCCAAUUCGCUCAAUCGGUUUGGUUGGUUAUGGCGCAAUGGUGCAAAUCCCCUCCUGUGAUUGCUUUCAGCCUUAGGGAUAUUCUAGAUGCUCAUAUGUUUCUUCCAGGUAGUAAAAAGAAAAAGAAAGUAUUCGGUGCUAUCUCUCAUGUUGUUAUUUGGAGUCUAUGGAAGAUGAGAAAUGAAGUUUUAUUUGGAGAAGCUAAUCCGAGUGUAUCGAAGGUAGUGGAAGAAUCAAAAUCGAUGUCAUAUCACUGGGUUAAGAAUCGGUCGAAGUCCUCUCAUUGGUCUUGGGGUGAGGGGUGUAGUUUUAACUUGGUAAUGUAG